This is a messenger RNA of Erpetoichthys calabaricus (reedfish), 2210 nucleotides long. Its product is annotated as synaptophysin-like protein 2. The record is from RefSeq and is a predicted model, not a curated record. Gene Ontology annotation, cellular component: synaptic vesicle; synaptic vesicle membrane. NCBI's taxonomy places the organism in Eukaryota, Metazoa, Chordata, Cladistia, Polypteriformes, Polypteridae. The transcript is spliced from 6 exons. Bases 148 to 870 code for a protein of 240 amino acids.
UUUGGUCAUGUGGUAGGCUGUCAGUGCAGGUCACAAAGUUUGACACAAGUUUUGCAUGAAAGGCGGAACGCGGAGCUGUUUGUGCUUGGAGGAGAUACUUUAUCAAACAAAAAGGGUGGAGAAAAAUCUGCGAGAUCGAAGGCCAGAAUGGAAGGCACCGCUCAGAAAAUGUUAUCGGGAUUUAGAUUCAGCUGGGAGCCCCUGAAAGAGCCAUUAGGAUUCAUUCGAUUACUGGAGUGGGUCUUUGCAAUAUUUGCUUUUGCCACCACUGGAGGAUACUCUGGAGAGACUGAUAUUCUUAUUAACUGCUCUGGCACAACACCUAAGGCUCAGAAUAUAAACCUCCAAUUCUUUUAUCCGUUCAGGCUGAACCAGAUUUCAUUUGUCGUGAACUGCUUAAACUCAACCAAAGAGACGGUGCACCUGGUUGGAAAUUUUUCCUCAUCUGCAGAGUUUUAUGUCACCAUAGGAGUGCUUGCAUUUCUCUUCUGCACCGUCAUGCUGGUAGUCUAUUUGGGCUACCAACAUAUGUAUCACGAGAACAGUCAAUGGGCCAUCGUAGAUUUUGUGUUGACUGUUUUCUUUGCAUUUAUGUGGCUGGUUUCUUCUUCUGCCUGGGCAGAGGGAUUAUCCAAUGUCAAGAAGAGUACAAGCCCUGUAUAUAUCCUGUCAACCGUAACAUUUUGCAAAGAUGUGCCAAAUAGUUGCACUCCAGGUGCCUUACCCUCCAUGGGAAAGCUCAACGUGUCAGUGAUCUUUGGCUUCUUGAACUUGAUCCUGUGGGGGGGCAACUGCUGGUUUCUUUACAAGGAGACCCCCUGGCACAAACCAGCCACUACUCAGGGUGCCACAGAAGAAGGAACUCCCUAAGGUUAAGAAAUUUGAAUCUCAGAGGUGGUGUGCCCAGGAUGCUCAUUCCUUCCUUCCAACAUAAGACGGAGGCCAAGUGUAAAAUCUUGGGGACACAAGCCAAAAACUGACCUGUACUCCUGUAUAAAUGGCUGCACUGAUUGUUGUUUUUUUUUUUUUUGCAGCCACAUAAUUCCAGAAAAAAAAAACCCACCAUAAUAAAACUGUUUUCUUUUCUAAAAAAACAAGGACUUUGCAAACAAGGCCGUGUGCCUGCAAGAACCUUUUGGUUAUAAUAACUCCCAGUAACUUUAAGUUCAUAGCUUUGCACUUCAGCAACACUAGGAGAUUUCUCUGUGAUGUUGGGCAUAAUUUGCCUAAAAAGUGCUCUGAAAUUUUCAUUGUUAUUUUUUUGGUUUUUGUAGUGGGGAGCUUAUUAAUGUUAUUAGCACUAUUAUUCUUUUGUUUCACAUUAUAUCUGUAGAAUAGAGUGAGUACAAUUGGAUCAUUCUGUACUGAAAAAACAUUAAUGCAGGCUUUGGGGAGGGGGUAAAAUGCAUUUUUAGGCAGCUUUCAUACACUGUUUUCUUGGGUUUUAAUGGUCAGGGUGCAAGGCACUAAACUACAUUUUCUUAUUAAACAAAAUAUUGUUUACAUCCUGGUUUUGCAUAGGUAUACUGUUUCUGGAAUAUUGGAGAAAGGUUGAGUCAAACACAAUUGUGCAGCCAAAUAGUUUAAAAAAAAAAAAAAAAAAAAAUUGCUGACCAAUCAGCUAAUUCUAGCAUUAAGCUAACAUUGACUUUUCUUAAAGAGCAGAGUGUAAUUGUUAUAUGUAUUGAAUUGACGGCAGAAAAGGGUGCAGCUCGCUAAAAUAAGGUAAAUGUGUUUCCUAUUUUUAAAAAAAAAAUUACAUCACAACCCCUUAGUCACUAUGUUUGAAGCUACUAGGCUGGUUUCCAUCUGCAUGUUUUUUUCAUAGUCUCAUAGCUGUCCAAAAAACUCCAGUUGUGCACAUGCAUGCCAUUACUGUUUUUGAGUAUUGCCACUCUGAACUGGAUUUAUGUCAAUUAUCAAGUGUGCAGGGGUUUAUUCUGAUUCAGAUGUUAUAUACUGUACAUUUAAAGUUGCCAAUGGUAAUAGUUAAAUCAGAGUGAGUGUUACUAGAUAGCCAACAUGUGAUUGUGUAUGUGUGCAUUCUUGUUAUUUAAUUAUUUAGCUGACGCCAACUGGAACUGUAGGUCUGAGAAUUAGUGCCAGACUAGCUUUGAUUCACCAGGAUGUUCCCUAUUAGAAUUAAUUUCAGAUGUUAACAAUUAAGGCAGGUUGUGUCACCCUUAAAAAUAAAGUGUGGUUUGAAGUAA